AUGAAGAUCAAUCAGGUUUACUAUAAAGAUUAACAGAGGAUUAUGGAAAGAAAAUAGAAAUAAUGCAUUUGUAUUGUAUCCUUCCUCAUUAAUAUCAAUAACUUUAUUGAUAGUUAUAAUGCAGUCUAUUCAACUCGUAUGAUGACUGAAUAUUGUAGUUCUGUUGUUGCAUUUGAUAAUUAAGCCAUCUAGAAUGUUAUUGAUAAUUAGACAGGAUUGGAUUAUGUUGUUUAUAAUUUAUUAAAUAAUGUAAUUGCUUAGGUUAUUAGCAUAUACACAGGUAUAAGAGGACAUAAAAAUACUUGUAAUAAUAUGAUGUUUUCAAAUAUGUUUUCAUAUCCUUCACUUCAUUUCCUAAUCCCAUCAUAUGGAUCAAAGGCUAAGGAUUAAAUAUAAAUGAAUUAUAAAUAAUCUAGUUUGUAGAAAAUUGAUUUUUGA
Messenger RNA from Paramecium pentaurelia, 438 nucleotides. Lineage: Eukaryota; Ciliophora; Oligohymenophorea; Peniculida; Parameciidae. The record is from the annotation of a GenBank genome assembly.